Molecule: messenger RNA, 8336 nt
Organism: Python bivittatus (Burmese python)
Lineage: Eukaryota; Metazoa; Chordata; Lepidosauria; Squamata; Pythonidae
Gene: SAMD8
Product: sterile alpha motif domain containing 8
Biological process (GO): ceramide biosynthetic process
Cellular component (GO): Golgi membrane; plasma membrane; endoplasmic reticulum membrane
Molecular function (GO): ceramide cholinephosphotransferase activity; protein binding; sphingomyelin synthase activity
Source: RefSeq, a predicted model, not a curated record
CAAUUGGUGGCUGACUAAAUACUUUUUUGCCCCACUGUAGCUGUCAAGGAAACUGCAUAGAAUGGCAUAAGAGUGAAGAUUGACCUGAGAAUAUCUUUACAUUUAUAAUCAUUACAUAGUGGACAAUAUUUAUAAUGUGGUUUGUUUGAUUUUGCUGAUCAUGAUGUGCAAACCCAUCCUAAAUAAGAAACUGUGGCUUGCAUCAUGCUAAAUUAAAGUCAAACCAACCAUAUUAUGACUUAACAUAGAAAUCCAACAUAACAGUGCCACUUUGCUGUAUUUAUUUCCUUUAUGAGCUUCUCAAAGGCAAGUGAUAUUACUUCCACAUCAUUCCCUUUCCUUGUUUUGUCUUUUAUACAUACUACCACAUAUACAAAUUAGUGACUCACCUGCUGUUUGUUCUUUGGUAUCAUCCCCUAGAUUUCUGGUUGUAGAACUUGAUCUACGUGCUGGUUGUUAAACAGGAUUGGCACAAUGGCAUGGAUUCUAGGGAGUUUUUGGGAAGGAAACACCCUUGUGGGUUGAACUGGCACACUGAUUUUGUAAAAAAUAAAAUCAGUUGGGGUUGCCUAGUGAGGAAGAUUUGUGUUCCUGGGCUUGCAAUCACCACAAGAAAAAAAUCCCAACUAGAAGAGCUUCAGAAGAAAACCUACACACAAUUUUAAUAAGACACCAACACCUUGUGUCAGUUGUGUGAUUCAACAUUUUGGCUGUACGUUGCUGUAAUGAAAACAAAUUUAGAACCUUUCCUGGGAUGUCUGUUGACUGUUGUAAGCUUGGUACAAUUUUAAUUGUCGGCCUUGCUGUCAAAGAUAAUAGGUACCAGGUGCUGGCUAAGCUUGUUUUCAGUACUCUCAUGUUGAGAAGGGUUUAUUUUAUUGCAAACCAAGACUACAUGGACAUUCUUGGAAAUGUUAUGUUCAUUCUGAAUAUAUGCAGAAUUCAUAUUACAGAGAAAGAAGAAUCCAGUCAUUCUUUUAAAAAUGGUAAGCAUUUUGCACUUGUGACUAUUUAAAUUUUUCUCAUCUUUCCCCUUGGUUUCAGUGUUAUAUUAUUUCAAGGGCAGACUGUCCCGGUCAUAGAGGAAAAUUUAUCUCUUGAAAUGGCAGGCCAUAAAACCUACUUGUCCUCCUGUACUUAGGGAGCAAGUUUGAAUGAAAGGACACUCCUGGGGCAAUUUGUGUAAAGGCUUCUGCCAUAUGCUGCCUUAUGCUGGAGCAGCCUUAUUGCAGUCUAGCGCUGUGUAUUGCUUAGGAUUCAGUUCCAACAGGGGAAUGAACAUAGCACAUAUUUGCAACUCUUUAAGGCAACCCAACAUUAAGUGAUCUCACUAAAAGAUAUGGGGUUUUAAAGAGUUGCAGACAAGUGCUACUUUCAUGGUUCCCUAUUCUCUUAAGCACCUUUCUAGAACCGCUUCUGAAGCACUGCACCAUGCUACUCCAUACUGUUUAAGCUCUCUGACUUGGAGAGAGCAAGUAGAUAAAUCAAGGUUAGUUGAACAUUUCAUAUCAACCAGUAUCUUUAAUUAAUGGUGGAGUCAUAAAUUAGGGUUUGCUCUUACUUGUGACUCAAGCUUGUGAGGAGAAGAAAAAGCUAGGGAUUUCAGUUAAUAGGUAAUAUUGAAUCUCAGAGUGACAGGGCUCCCAGAUUAGACAAGAUGAGCUGCAAAACCUUUUUGAGCUUUAGAAUCAUAUUUAGAAUGGGGAGGACGGAUGUCUUGGACAGUCUUAUAAAAUAGCCCCUCCCACCAAUGACAGCCAAUUACAAAACAGCCCUUUAGUAAAAGGUAAACUGAGAUUGCUCCCUGCUGGUCCCUUUUGCUUCCCAGGAUGCUCUGAAACAGCUCAUCUUUGUCUUUUUGGAAACUUGUGGGAAUGCUUCCAAGCAAAACAAGGGACACUAGUAUUUAAGAAUGUGCCUUUUAGGCUGAAUCAUUGUUGGAAAUAUGAGGCUGGUGAUUUGCUUUAUAGCAAGUGGCCUCCACUUUAUCAUGUUUUAAUUGCAUUAGCAUUAAUAAGAUCUGGUGGGUAGGGAAUUUGGCAGGAUCAAGGCAGGUUUGGCUAGGAUGUGAUCCAGGAUUAGCUGGAGCAAAAUGGAGGUGAUUGAACAGCAUAGAUCAGCACACUUGCUUGAUCACAGUAAGCUAACAUUCCAAGGAAUCUGCUUCCUUUCCUAUUGGCAGCCUUUACAGAGCUGAGAAAUGGAACCUUAUUGCAAGUCCUUGUUAUAUGGGUAUUAGUGCCAUUAAAAAGCCCUGCACCUUUCCUGCAGAAAAUUAGGAAGUUUUGUUUAUUCUUUUGGGCACUUAAUAAUUUACUUGGUGUAGGUGUUCAUGUUGAAAAAAGGAACAUAAAUUAAAAAACAAACUGCUAGUUUAAAAAAAUACUUCGGAAAAUUCACAAAGCAUUCUCCCUCCCUCCCUUUUCCCUUUGAUCCUUCCACUUCUCCAUCGUUUGGUAUCACUGUGGACUUUCUCCAAGUACUUUCACCUUUGAUGUUGUCAUGAAUGCUUGAUUAGCAAUGUUGCCACCCUUAUUACACAUUGCAUAUUGUUCAAAUUUUCCUUUCCUAUUUUUCUGGCAGUAUCUGUUGUGUUGCCAUUCUUUUGGAGAAAUUCUAAUUGAACUUUCUGGGAAUCAAGGGCAGUUGCUGAAUUAAUACUUUAGAAAACUUACUUAUUUAUGAAAAAGUCUGGAGGAAAAUAAUUCCUUGCAGAAAGAGAAAAUGGAAAGCAACAGCUCACUUUGUAUUCAGCGUUGGUCUACUAGACAUGUGGCCAAAUGGCUGAAGGAAGAAGGCUUUUGUGAGUAUGUGGACGUUCUUUGUGAUAAACACCGAUUGGAUGGGAUUACGCUAUUGACUCUGACAGAGUACGACUUGAGAUCUCCUCCCCUGGAAAUCAAGAUUUUAGGUGAUAUCAAGCGGCUUAUGUUGUCAAUACGUAAACUGCAGAAGCAUCAUGUUGACAUUUUGGAAGAGCUUGGCUAUUGCAAUGACAGCCCCAUAGGUUCCCUGUCGCCCGUGAUUGGCUGUGUUCAAGGGAGAGAAUGGUUUUGCAAUGGUGAAGUGCAGCGGGACUGUGAUGACUGUGAACCUGUGUCUGAUCUGAGCGCUGAGCAGUAUCAGUACACAAAUGGGAAAAACAAACAUUCUGUAAGAAGGCUGAACCCAGAGUACUGGAAGACGGCUUUGAGCUGCAUAUAUGUGUUCAUUGUGUUUGGCUUUACAUCCUUUGUCAUGGUCAUUGUGCAUGAGCGAGUACCUGAUAUGCAGACCUAUCCACCACUUCCAGACAUAUUCCUGGACAGUGUCCCUAGAAUACCAUGGGCUUUUGCCAUGACUGAAGUAUGUGGAGUGAUUCUCUGCUACAUCUGGUUGCUGGUUCUCCUCCUUCACAAGCACAGAUCUAUCCUUUUGCGACGACUAUGCAGCCUGAUGGGAACUGUGUUCUUGUUGCGUUGUAUAACAAUGUUUGUGACGUCACUGUCUGUGCCAGGCCAACAUUUGCAAUGUUCUGGAAAGUUAUAUGGCAAUGUGUGGGCAAAACUUCAGCGAGCCUUUGCUAUUUGGAGUGGAUUUGGCAUGACGUUAACAGGAGUGCACACCUGUGGAGACUAUAUGUUCAGUGGCCAUACUGUUGUCCUGACUAUGCUGAACUUUUUUGUUACCGAAUAUACCCCAAGAAGCUGGAACUUUUUGCAUACGUUGUCUUGGGUGCUGAAUCUGUUUGGGAUCUUCUUCAUUUUGGCUGCUCACGAACAUUACUCCAUUGAUGUCUUCAUCGCCUUCUACAUCACCACAAGACUCUUUCUGUAUUAUCAUACCCUGGCGAACACAAGAGCCUAUCAGCAAAGCAGGAGGGCCAGGAUCUGGUUUCCCAUGUUCUCCUUUUUCGAAUGCAAUGUCAAUGGUACAGUUCCAAAUGAAUAUUGCUGGCCCUUUUCAAAGCCAACCAUAUUGAAAAGAUUAAUUGGCUAAAGAAUAUUCAGUUUAAUUCACAUCUGUAUGAAGUACCUGCAACUAACUUCCUUCAAGAAACACUGGACAGAAAGGGUUGUUUUCACCCACAGCAUCUCCUCUGGCCUUGUUCAUCCUGCCCUGGCUACAAGGUUCAGAGAAGAACAAGAACACAUUGCCAUUUUUUUAAAUAUUCAGGCAAAGUUGUUAAGCUGUAAUGACGUUCUGCAUGAAUGUGGUGAGGGUAAAUUGCUGCUUCAGCAAAUCUCGUAGCUUCCUUGUUGGAGGAUCUUAAAUUGUUCUUUGCCAUGGGAACAACUUUGGAUCCAGGUACUACCUGAAUAGCUUUUGGGUCUGUUUGCACAUCAUGGGUAAUCAUAAAUGGCUGCGCAUUGACUAUCUCCAGUUUGCGCCCUAUGGAUGGCCCUUUGGCUUUGGUGUGGAUUCUGCUCAUGAAAACCUUUUGGAAUGGGUAGCCGCACGGUUCAAAUGCAAGGCAAUACCACUUACAGUCUGGAUGAAACCAAUAACAGCAAACCAAGAGAAGCUCGUGUCUUGCAUUUGGACAGUAUGUUUAAAUAUGGGGAAUGAUUAACCGGCUAGUGAUGGAAUGGCCUUGCUCAGAUUGCUUGCAGAAAGAGAUCAUGCAUGCAGGUGGGCUCUAGCAGGGUGCGUUCACAGCUUAACUAUGUAAUGCUUAUAUGUGAUGUGCAAGCACAGUUAUUGUAUCUUGGACAAAUACCAGUACUGACACAAAUGCCAUAGCUGUACGGUAAUUGCCUCUAAAGGUUUAUUUAGCAAGUAAAUGGGUUGGGGAACAUUCACCCAGUGGAAUGAGUUCCAAAGCCUUCAGUGUGAAAAAGACAUGCUGUAUUAAUAAAAGGGCCAAGGUUAGGGUCUCUGGUGAAUGAUACUAAAAUGGCAACUCUGAACAGGCUUCACUGACUUAAGGUAAGUUAAUACUAUUUUGUCACCCAGAGGUCCUGAGUGUUUACAUUUCAAUAAACCGGUAAGAAAUACAUUAUCUUCUGAAAUGAGGUUGAUUGAGAUUUAGUGCCACAACUCUUUCAGGCAGUAUUAAAAACACUUAUUUAAAUCUCUGCAUGCUUUUCAAACAUUAACAUUAGGGUAGUAAUAUUGUUUGGGUGACAAGCAAAUAAUGUUACAUUGAAUAAAGGAAAGGUGGAAUCUUAAUGGAGUUUGGUUGAAGUACAUGGAGAUGCACAGAACAGAUGUUUUGGGAAAGGAGGUUGUUUCUCUCCCCUUCGCUGUAGUCUUCAAAGGUAUCUGACCACGGCAGAAGUUGAAAUUUAAUUGGCUGCUUGAGAAACUUCUGAGCCUCUUUUGUUGCAAGUUAAUCAAGGGAACUUUUGUGGUUUCAGUCACUGUCACCUUCUUUUGAUGAAUAACACUUGGCAUUUGCAGGUCCUGGCAUCCCCUAUUUUUUCUGUGAAACCUAGCUUUCAUAGAAGUUACUCAGAUUUGUUCUUGAACUUUUAAACCAUAUACUCAAUUUAAAGUUGGGAGUCCCAAUAGGCUGAAAAUGGGGUUGGUUUUUAGAAUGUUGGUUAAAAUGAGUUCAGGGUACAGCCUUUCAAAAUAUAAAAAAAAAGUUUUGGUCAUUUUAAAUCUGGAAUGCAAGAUUUGUCACUUCAGCACAGGUUGCUCAUUCUUUGAAUUCAUUUCCAUUGUACGUAUGACUAUGUACCUGUUCAAAAUUGUCUGUCCGCACAACUGGACUUUUAGAAUCAUACUGUGCGUAUGGAUUGUUUAUAAUCCAUUUCUAAUUUAUAGUUUUAAACUCGACAUUAAAAGUUGCAGUCAAGUCAAUUAUAGAAUCUUAGUCAUUAACUUCAUGGAGUACAGUAAGUUUCAGUGAUCCAGAAUAGCCAGUCUGUCCUCUUGUUUGGAUACUUUUCAGUUAAUUAACACUGAUUUUCUGGUGUAGGUCAGAUGACAAUGUAGCCUAAUUGCAACCUUUUUCCAGUGCCUCUUCCUGAUAGCUAAACUAACCCAAUCUCAGAGAACUGUUUCCAGAGCUGUGAAUUGGCAAAAGGCAUGUAAGAGAUCAUGAACGCAGUCCUUUUUGAUUCUGUGCUCUGUACUGAACAUGGAUUAAUAUUGGUAGGCAUGAAAAUACAGGACUUUGCUCUGAACUUCAAGAAACCUUUCCAAAAAUGGGCUGAACUAAAAUUAGAGGCACAUAAAACUUUCUCAUUCUGCACUUUAAAAGUAUUUUCACCCAAGAACAUUGUAUAGUUUCUAAUGAUAUUUAAUAUUGCCACAGUAAUACAGUAUUCAUGUAAAUGUCUACUUCAGAAUCUUUUGUGCCAUUUUAAGGUGAAAAUAUUCUCCUUGUAGAGAAUAGUUUGCCUUAUUUUUCACAAAUUGCGGGAUGUUCCAGAGAAUGUUUUGAAACUGAAUCCUUUCUAUAAAGAUAUUUCUAUGCAUACUGGCCCUUAAUUUGCAUUGUUAGUAUUCAUAAGUCCAGUGCAUAAAGAAAUUGGGCAGGGGGGUCAUCUCCCAGUAUAUUAUAGCGCAGCAUGAGUUUUUUAAAAAAUUAGAAAUACAGAAGCAGCCUCAGUUGUUUCUAUCCACUGAAGUGGCAGCUUUUUAUGGUUGCAGCGAUGGGGCAAACAAUAAUGUGAACAAUUUGCAUUUUGAAUACAGUAAUAUUGCAUCUUUUGUGUGGCAGAAUGGGAAAAAUUAAAAUGAUUUUCUCCCCUCACUCACAGCAACACACUUCAGAGUUUACCUAAUGUUUGCUUGAUAGCGAAAGUGGAAAUUAGCUUUCUUUGAAGCACACAAUGUUGGCUUUUUAAAACAAAUCUCAGUAAAAUAUAACUGUGAAUACUAGAUAGAAGCAGUCUUUCCCUAAGUUUACAAAUGCCUUUGGUGACGGAACAAUUCUUUACCCACCAAAAGUAUUCUGAAGUUUACAGUUCAGAUCCGCAGUAUUAUAUUGCUAGUUCACCUGGAAGCAAUGCAAUAGAACCAGUUGUAUUGGAACAAAUGUACAGGAACAGAACUUAACGGCCUUCUAUAUGAGUAGCUUUGAUGAUCUUUCUAUGCCUGGACAGUGCCAUUUAAAAGUUCAGGCGGAGGCUUCCUUGACAGAAUGCUUCCCCCGUCAAGAAAAAACUGUACAAAGAAUUCUGCCUCUGAAGUCUUAACUAAUUCGUUGCUCCUAGUAUGACUUACGUGCAACUUUGAAAUAAUAUGCAGUUGUAAUGAUAGUUGUAUUUGCACUUUGGAUUCUAAUCAAAAUUAGCUGUUCUAUGAAUUGUAGCAUUAUAGUCUGGAAUAUUUCAUCUUAAAUUUAAUGCCACGUUUGUUCAUUCUGAAAUAUGUGUCAUUCUCAUUUCCCCAGAUUGUUCCAAAGUAUAAUAUGUUUAUACCGUGGAUUUCUCCUGUUUAAUAGGUCAGAUUUGAGUGUUAUCCUUUAACUUAGAGAAGUAAUAUAUAUUAUAUUACCACUGAUUUCUUAAUUUUCCAAGCAGGAUUCUUUGUUUACCUUUUGUUUGUAUUCGGAGUAGAAAAGUAGUAAAAGUAAGACCAAUGAUUUCAAAACCUGGCAUGUAUUAUUUUGUAAAUCAGAAGUACCUCAUGUCCUUUAAAGGAUGUCAGUGGGCAGUAACUUAAGGUUUGCCUUAACCUGACACCCUGGGUGUUAUGUUUCCCUGCUGUUGGCACCAAGCACUAUCUAGCCUGUUAAGGACAUAUCCCAAACAAGGACUGUGAUGUGUUCUGCUAUUGCCCAAAUCUUUAAACUAAUAUUUGAAUACACCCAUUAUGCAAUCACCAGUUUCUUUUAAUCCAGGAGUGUCAAAAUAGCCACUCCAGGAUCCUUUUCCUGCUUCCUAGUAGAAACUUAAUUAGCUAAUGGGUGGAUGUCACUUGGCCAUGAAAACAAAUUCUGGCAAAACCAAGGUUUCACAGGCCCAGAAGUAUCACUGCCAUCAUAGUGGAGGGCUCUGUUUCAGUCCCAAGGGGCCUGGCCUGGCCUGAGGACAUCUGAUUUUAAAACAAGGAACUAUACAUCUCUACAGUUCUAUUUCCUCAGUUAUAUGCUAAGCGUGGUUGCUGUUUUGCUGUUUUGCUCAACAAAACCAAGGCAAGAGGAGAAUAGUGAUUAGGCUAAAGUUGUUGAUUUGAUAUAUAUCUCACAGACAUUUUGCUUUUGAUCUUUCCCCUAUCCCCAAGAACAUGGUGAUGUUUGAAGACUUGAAUAUUCCUUUUACAGAAGAGUUUGAAGCACAGGUGUUAUGUAAGUGAAGAUGGGGUUAGUUCCAAUAUGAACAUGGAUUUAAUUUAUAUUGUUUUGUAUGUCUUGUGUUAAACUAUUGAAGCAUUCAAUAAAAUCUAAAGAUUAACUAAAU